Mytilus californianus (California mussel) is the source of this 3161-nucleotide messenger RNA. Its product is annotated as prolyl 3-hydroxylase 1-like. Gene Ontology annotation, biological process: collagen metabolic process. The coding region runs from base 78 to 3161 and encodes 1027 amino acids. The transcript is spliced from 18 exons. Gene Ontology annotation, molecular function: oxidoreductase activity, acting on paired donors, with incorporation or reduction of molecular oxygen; L-ascorbic acid binding; iron ion binding. The record is from RefSeq and is a predicted model, not a curated record. NCBI's taxonomy places the organism in Eukaryota, Metazoa, Mollusca, Bivalvia, Mytilida, Mytilidae.
AGUAAAUACCCGUCCGUUUUGAACAUCGGUAAACUACUGUCGCCUUCAUUUCUGCAAGAGAGUUAGAACUACUAUCCAUGGCAUUACAAAUGUUGAUGUUUAUACUGAUUAUCUGUUUGAAGAAAACAAAUAGUUUGAGCGAGUUUCCUAAACUGACGUAUGAUCAUUUAUACACAGAGGGAUUAAAAGCUUUAGAAUCAGGAAAUUGGAUUCAGUGUGUUGGAUUUCUCAAAAAAGCUAUCGAGAGCAGGAAGUUAUAUAAGAAAACAGUUUUCAACUGUAGAUUAAAGUGCCGUGAAGGAUCGGAGAUUGUUAAUAAUCCAAACUUGAAUACCACAAAUGACAUUUAUGAUUUGUUAAAAUGGAAGUCAUUUUCAAAAUUAGUUAAAGAAUCCCAGUGUACGAAAAAGUGCCAAGAAAAUAAAUUAGGGUAUGACCAGAUUGAAAAUUCUGAAGAGAUCGACACAGAUUUUGAAAGCUAUAUACCAUAUAGACAUCUUCGGAUUUGUUAUGAAGAGUUAAAGAGGUAUACGGAUGCAUCAUGUGCAGCUUAUACGUAUUACAUUAAGAAUCCUACAGAUCAGGAAACCAUUGCUAGUAUUUAUACUUACAGAGACGAAUUUUAUGUUAACGAGGAAGACGUCAAGAAUAUUGAGACCAAAAAGUAUCAGGAAUAUAGAAUCAAAGGUGAAGAGGCUUUUGAUCAGGGUGACUGGACUAAAGUAAUAGAAUGGAUUGAAAUUGCUACUGAAGAAUACUAUAAGGAGGAAGAAAGGUGCCGAGUAGAAUGUGAAGAUCAUUUUAACCACCAAUCUGCUCAAAACUUAUAUCAGGCUAUAGCUGGUCACUAUAUUUCUGUGUUAGAAUGUCAACUGAAAUGUCAAAGGAAGCUGAGCAUAAUACAUACAGAUUACUUACCAGAUUUUGUCGGACAGCAUUAUCAUCUUCUACAAACUGCAUAUCAUAAAAGUGGAAACGAUGAACAGGCCGUGGAAUGCGCAGCUACAUAUCUUGUCUUCAAUCCAAACGACGAGGCCACUUUAAACAAGAAAACAUACUUCAUGAAAAAACUGGGAUAUAAUCAAGAACAAUUUAAAGCUCGUCAGGAAGCUGUAGAAUAUGAGAAGCGCAGAACUGAAAUGUUAAAGUUGUUGUACUUUUUACGAGACGAACUCAAUAAGAUGAAAGAACAGGGAGAGGAUGAAGAUACUUUUGAUGGAUCCGACAAGAAACAUAAGACCAAAAUUCAAAUUAGAUUAAAGACACAUGAGAAAUAUCAUAUGGAAGUUCAUGAAAAGAUCGGUUUCAGCGAAACAGUGAUUGAAAAUGGUAGAAUUAUAGCUGAUGGGUUCCUCAAUAAAGACCAGUGUCAACAACUGACAAACUUUACAAAUAUGGCGGGACCGAAUUCUGAUGGCAUAAGUAUUAUCAAAAUAGCAGAUAGCUUAGAGCAUGUAAAGAAAAACACAAAGUUAGAAAAUUCUUUGAGAUUGAUUUCAUGGUCUAGUGAUCAGGGUCGGAAUGUUAUUGCCAAUUUGUAUAAUAAGACGAACUUAUUUGUUGAAAACUCUUUCAUUGUUUGUGUUGAUCCUGAGACAGAAGAUCAAUAUUCAGAAGAUUGCAUACCACAAGAGUAUGGCAGUUGUUUAACUGCGGAAGAGAUCGACAAUUAUGAACUCAUAAAUGAUAAAUUUGUUGUAGCAAUCUUCUUAACUGACGGCACGGAACCAGGGCAUUUUAAUUUUCUUGACAGAAGACAUGAAAAAGAGAUUCCUGUAGUGUCAAAAUGUGGAAGAGUUGUUGGCUUUAGAUUAUCUGACAGGCACAGAUCAGAGAGAUCAGUAUCACAGAGAUGUUCCAUGGUUUUCAUUUAUUCAUCUAACAGACAAGAGGACAGUGCAGUAAAAACCUAUCUUAUGGACUUAGAUAAAAGACGUAAUGAAGUUAAAAAAGCGAACACAGAAGACAUGAAGGAAUUUUAUGAGAACGGAGUUAGAAUUGUCAUGGGUGAAAAAGAAUUACGAAGUAAACUAAGAUUUGCAGCCGACGGACUUCUAACUGAAGAGCAGUGUCAAACCCUGAUAGAGAUCAACCAGGAAGGUGCUAUUGGUGGAGACGGGUUUGAUUAUAAAAAGUCUCCAAUGACUAAAAGUGAAGUUUUCGCUGGACUAACUCUUAGUAGAGCUGCAGAGUUGACAUAUGCUGGUAUACUCAGUAAACAGGGACUUCGGCUCUUUCUAGAUGCAAGUGAUUAUGGAAAGGUUUUGGUAGAAAAGUACUUCAACUUAACGCAGCCAUUAUACUUUGAUUAUACUCAGUUGAAUUGCAGGACUGCAAUAGAAGGUGCACAAGCGGGUAGAGAGGAUUUAAGUCACCCAGUACAUGGAGAUAACUGUGACAUUCAAAAAGAUGGUUCAUGUAUACGAAACCCCUCUGGAUAUGUACAUAGAGACUUUAGCUCGCUUUUAUAUCUGAAUGGUGACUUCGAAGGUGGUGAAUUUUUCUUUGCUCAUAAAAAUUGGUCAGCUCAGAUUUCAAUCAAACCCAAAUGUGGAAUGAUUGUAGGGUUUGAUUCUGCUGAAUUCCAUGGUGUCAAGGCAGUUACAAAGGGUAGACGUUGUACACUAGCUAUGUGGUAUACCUUAGACAAACGAUUUGAUGAACAGACUAGAAUACAAGUCAGACAAAUAUUAGACAAGAUACCGAAUGAAGUGGAUGCACAAGAACACAGUCAAUUUAUGACAAUUGAGAAUAAAAACAAAAAUGAAAAAGAGAAAGAGAAAACACAAGAAAAAAGAAGAAACAACACAAAAGAAAAUAAUAUAAAUGACGAAGAGAAAAAUAAUAUUAAAGAAGCAUCGGUACAAAAGAAACUCAACGAUAAACGUAGUAAAGAAUUUAAACAAAGGGUAAAUAAUAAGAAAGACAAAGAGUUUUCAAAUCAAAAAGAAUUAACUACAACUGAAGACAAUAAACUAAGGAAAGAUGACGAACUUGACAAAAACAACUCAGUGCACGAAACAAAAGAAAACAAGACACCUGAAGAAGAUGAUGGAGUAACUAUUGAAGUUAUUGAAGAUGAUGAUAUUCAUGAACCAGAAACUGCUUAUGAUAAGGAACAAAAUUUGGAUGCAAAACAAAAUUCACAUAAUGAAUUAUAA